Paramecium tetraurelia is the source of this 2067-nucleotide messenger RNA. RefSeq lists its product as uncharacterized. The transcript has 7 exons. The record is from RefSeq and is a predicted model, not a curated record. NCBI's taxonomy places the organism in Eukaryota, Ciliophora, Oligohymenophorea, Peniculida, Parameciidae.
AUGAAACUUGGAACUUGUACUGAGUGGCUCUUCUUCCAUCUUUGGAAAAAGAACCCAAAUUCUGGUCACAGUUGUAACGGAGUCUUUCUAGCAGACACUGUCAUAUACAGAUGGGCACAACCUUACUUUAGGUAUUUUACUGCUUAGAAUGGUCAAAUCAUAAGGAAAACAAAGGAAAGAGUGUUUAUUGAACAAGUUGAGUAAGCAUUUUUAUAAGAUAAUACCGUUGCUGUUCUAUUAACUAGUCAAGCUCAAUCAAAAUAAUAAGAAAUAAUCAACUUCGAAUAUUUUGACAAAGAGAACUUUGAGGGAAAAGGAACUAAAUUCAAUCCUUCAGAAGUAGAAAUUUCAGCUGAUAUUUUUAGAUUUAUAUAUCCAAAGAGUGAUCACAAUUCAAUGAUUAAGGUAACAUGGUCUCCUCAAUUCUGCUUAAUUAAUAGGAAAACAAACAUCAACAACAUGAAUGAUUUAAAAAAACCAUUGUAUGAAAGAGUUAGUACUUUUGAUGGUCCUGAAUACUUAUCUGUUUCAGAUUCUAUAAGUUCACCAUUAUUAAGUUCUGACUUAGAAUAAUUAUGUGUGAAUAUUGUCAAGCAUGUACAAGAAGUCUCAGGAGGAAACAUAUAAAUUAUUAGAAUGGUGUUAUACUUCAAAGUAGAUCAAGAGAAUAGAAUUUGGUUGAUGUUUUGCACUGGCAUCAAAGUUAAAGAUAAGUUUUCAACACAUCCAGACAAACAUAGAACAGACUCUCCUCUUUUUAAAAUAAUAAGGAGAGAUCUUGAACCUGUCAUUACAGGAACAGAGAAUGUUUAAAAAGUCGUUAAAUACAAUAGUGAAGGACAAAUUGAAGAAUUAUUGUAUUAAUUAGAAAGCGUUUGUUCAAAUUGUGAUUUAUUUUCAUAAGAACUCUACUAAUUAUAAUUCGAAUAGAUAAUUGAAAGUUUUGAAAGAUCAUUAGUAAGCAAUGAAUUCACAAGACUACCGGAAGAUUUGUAAAAGAUUAAAUUGAAAAAUGAUAAAAAAAGCGAAUUACUCAAGUUAAACUAACAUAUUAAGACUAGAUCAAAAUAAUUUAUCCAUAAAGGUAUUUCAGAUAUAAAAGUAUAAUUAGAUUAUUAAUUGUCCAAUUAUUUUGAAUAACAAUCGAAUUAAUAAAUUUCUGGUACUUAAAGUCAAUAGGAAAUAUUGGUUGAGAAAUAUAAACUUGUAAAUAAUUAGAAGACUUCUGAUUAAGUUCAUGCUGAAAUUUAAGAGUUGUGUCGAUAUUUAGAUGAAGAAUAAGAAGAUUGCAAAUUGAAUUUUAAAAGUGUCCCCGCUUUGAUUCUGAAAGUAUGGGGAAAGCUAUCUGAAGAUAAAUACAAACAAUUAAAAUUUAAUCCCAGUUGGAGGCAACUCAAAACUUAAGUUUGUUUGGAUUGCUAUCUCAAGUAUACUGAGUGUUGCAAUCUUACUCAAUUUGAAAGAAAAGUUAAGACAGCUGCUCAAAAUUUAAAAAAAAAAGUAGAAGAUCAAUAAGCCAAUAAUAUUCUGUUGUAAAAUACCUUGCUUGAUAUCAAUAAAAGCAAUUUUACAUAAAACUUUCAUUCAUCCUUGCCUCCAGUAAUGGAAUAAAGAACAAUCACAGUUGGUGGCAAAGCCAGUGUUGCAAAAACUGCCAACACCUAGUAAAGAUCAACUGCAUUAAAUACGCCACCUUAGCCACAUCAGACUACCUUAGAAGCCAUGCCCUAGUUCUUUAAUAAAUUUAUGAAAAAGGAAGCCAAACCAAAAAAGGCUCCAACCACUCAAAAGAUUUAUCAAAAUCGAUAAGGAUUGCAUAUGUCUUUGAACCAUUCAACUUAAUCAAGAUCCUCUCGUUCUACCUAGGAUUAAUCAAAAAUAUCAUUUGAUUAUAUGAUAAGUACUGUUUCCUAGCUGAAAAAGAAACUGUAAGAAUUGGAAGACGAAGAAUAAUCUUAAAAAAACUAGCAAAAUUAAAAGCCAUAAACUUUAUAGAAUUAAUCAGAACUAAACUCCUUAUUACAAAGUAGCAAAUUACUUCAGACUAAAUCCCAACCGCAUCAAUGA